Athene cunicularia (burrowing owl) is the source of this 2673-nucleotide messenger RNA. It is a transcript of the gene F2RL2, whose product is annotated as coagulation factor II thrombin receptor like 2. Gene Ontology annotation, cellular component: membrane. Bases 232 to 1377 code for a protein of 381 amino acids. The transcript has 3 exons. Gene Ontology annotation, biological process: blood coagulation; phospholipase C-activating G protein-coupled receptor signaling pathway; thrombin-activated receptor signaling pathway. The record is from RefSeq and is a predicted model, not a curated record. NCBI's taxonomy places the organism in Eukaryota, Metazoa, Chordata, Aves, Strigiformes, Strigidae. Gene Ontology annotation, molecular function: thrombin-activated receptor activity.
CUUCAGCCAACCACCUCAUCAGCACAUGGUCGACUAAUCUGCAAGCACCUAAUGCUAACCCACUGCCAAGCUAUUGUUUUUUCACCUGCCCGCGGGACCAGCACAGGAUGCUUCUGGAGGACAGAUCAAUCAUUCUUUAGUACUUUACGAAGGGGGUAAAACCCACAGAAAACCUCUUGAAAUGAACUAGAGCAGCAUCAUUGUUUGGCUAGCUGGAUUUCCCGUACUACAAUGAAGAUACCGGUUUUCACUGGACUGAUCUCUCUUACCUUCAGUAUUUUCACAACAGCUUCAGAAUUUUCGUUGAAUAGCUCUGCAAUUAAAACAGUGUCUCUUAUCAAGACUUUUCGUGGAAUUUCAGCAAGAGACUACGAUUAUAUCCCCCCUUAUGCUAUAGAAGGGGAGACAACAACUAUCCAUAUUAGAGAACACAAAUGCUCUUCAAAAAAGUCAAAUGACUCUACUUUAACAGAGGUGAACAACACGACACUGGAGUACCUGACCAGUUCUCUGAGCACCAAGCUAAUACCUACCAUCUACCUCAGUGCUGUUUUGUUAGGUGUACCAUCUAACGCCAUCAUUUUGUGGAUGUUGCUCUUCAGAAUCCGGUCUGUGUGCACUGCCAUCCUCUACACAAACUUGGCAGUUUCAGAUCUGCUCUUCUGCAUCAUGUUGCCCUUCAAAAUAGUAUACCACAUCAACGGGAACAACUGGAUUUUUGGGGAAAUGAUGUGUCGAACUACCACUGUGGUGUUUUAUGGCAACAUGUACUGCUCCAUUCUGCUGCUCAUGUGCAUCAGUGUCAGCCGCUACAUGGCCAUUGUUCACCCCUUCACCUACAAGAGCCUGCCAAAACGUGCCUAUGCCAUCGCGGUCUGUGCUACUGUGUGGACCAUUGUGUUCCUGUACAUGCUCCCACUUUGUAUAAUGCAACAAAGCUAUUACGUGAAACAACUGGAUAUUUAUACCUGUCAUGAUGUGCACAAUGCCUGUGAAACAAUAUCUUCCUUCCAGUUCUACUACUAUGUUUCUUUAGCUAUCUUUGGGUUAUUAAUACCUCUUGCAACUAUCGUUUUCUGCUAUGUUUCAAUUAUAUGCACACUCAAGACUCAUGAGUGGUUCUGGUAUGUUAAAGUCAGUCUUUUGAUCCUUGCCAUCUUUGCUAUUAGCUUUGUGCCAAGCAAUAUUAUCCUUAUUAUCCAUCACAUCAACUAUUACUAUUAUAACACAGAUGGGUUGUAUUCUUUUUAUCUAAUUGCUUUAUGCCUUAGCAGUUUGAACAGUUGUCUUGAUCCUUUCCUUUAUUUUCUGAUGUCAAAAAUUAGAAGUCAAUCCAAUAUCUAUCUAACAAUGGUUAAAAUAUCCAGGGAAAAUUGAAUUUAGUUCUAUAUUUAUGUUAUUUUAAUUACGGAUUUGUGUAGUAUUAACCCAGGCAGCAACAAACCUCAGGAGCAACAAUUAAACUUAGAUUUUGAAGUGCUAAAAACACAGUCUCAGUAAAAAUUACUUUCUUCCACACACCACACAAAGAAUAUCUUCAGAAAUACACCUCUCCAGCUCUACGAUUUUAUCAUGCACAUUGCAAUAUCUGCUGUGCCUAGACCCAGGGAAGUGGCUCCACACCUCCACUUCCUUCUGAGAAGAUCACUUUCAUGGCUACAGAGAAGAAACCACAGCCUCUGAACACCGGAAGAAUCAAUAUCCAAACAGAACUUUUAAACCCAUUCAUUAUUUCCAAACACUUCAGAUUAGCUCUUAGCUCACAAUCACUGCAGGAACAGUGAUGUGAAAACAAGUUUUUGGCCCAGUGGAAAUGGGAACAAAUAAAAGCACUUUCUACAUACCCAGGAGCUGUCAAGCUCCCUGUCACAUAGCCAAGAGCAAAUACUAUCCUGGAUGUUGGAAAUAAAGAGCCAGAAUCCCCACAGGUUCAAGGAGCAGUAAAUCUACAGCUGUAGUCACAGAGUCUGACGCUUCCACGGCAGCAUCUCCUAUGAGGCUGCUUAACCAGCUUUGCACUGGGGACUUGUUCUUCCACUUUGUCAGUGCCUGAACUCCUCUAGUCCAUGAGGGUUGCUGGGAACUAACCCUUAUCAGUGUGAAUCCAGGCAUGUGUUAUUCUUGCUUGUUAAAUAAAACAGAGAAGCUGUUUUGUAGUAUUCUCUGUUUCCACAUCCUCACAGGAAAUACCUAUGCUGUUACAAAUACUGACUGAAGCUAGUUGUGACUGGUUGUCCACAUUAAUAAAGCAAAGGGUCAUCUUUUACAUUUACAGAAACUCAAAAGCUACAUAUAUACUGAGUGUAAGUUCCUACAAAAUGAGCUCAGUGUUUGGUGGUUUUGUUUGUAACUGCAGCAUGCAAGACAGUGAUGAGAAACAAUGUUUUACAUCAGUUUGAUAAUAGUAUUGUAAAAAAAAACUUUACUUAGAUAAAAAUCAUUUGUACUGGAAAAUGUCUUCAGGGAAUUUUCAGCCUGGUAAGUGUACCCUCCUUCAAUUUUCUCUGGUUCCUAAUUUAAGUUAGUUUUAAUCAUGCCAUUCCCUCAACACGCACAAGAACAGAUUUAAAGAUAAAUUUAAAAUAAUUCAGAUGUUAUAAAACUGUUGUAAAUAUAAAAAGCCAUGAACCUAUCUGUAAAACCUGUGUGCCUAUCAUUCAAAAAACUAAAUGA